Messenger RNA from Topomyia yanbarensis, 2805 nucleotides. Its product is annotated as pre-mRNA-splicing factor 38B. The transcript has 6 exons. The record is from RefSeq and is a predicted model, not a curated record. Gene Ontology annotation, cellular component: precatalytic spliceosome. NCBI's taxonomy places the organism in Eukaryota, Metazoa, Arthropoda, Insecta, Diptera, Culicidae. The coding region runs from base 372 to 1328 and encodes 318 amino acids.
GCAAAGAAGGUGUCAUAAAAAAAGAAAAAAAACCGAACAUUUUUUCUAGAGUGUCUGGUUGUUUGGCAUCGCGGUAAAAAGGCUUUUAUUUUCUCAAAAUUCAAUCCAAAAUCUGUUCCGUUCUUGAUUAUUCAUUUGAAAAAGGUGACGUGGCUACCGACAGUACGGUUUACCUCUAAAUGUGCUCAUUUAGCGACGAAUGUUAGCGGUCAACCGAGACGGCGUGGCAUCCAUUGAAUAUAUCCUUUCGUCACGUCAGUGGGAAGCAGCCACCGCUAAAUUUUUUUAGGAACCAUGGAAUCUGAGUAUUAUGAAGAUCAACAACAGAACCCACCGAAGAAAUCGGCAAAGCAGAACAACGCACUGCCACUAUGGGGGAACGAAAGUACAAUGAACUUGAACCCGCUAAUUCUGGCGAACAUCCAGGGUUCCAGCUACUUCAAAGGUAUGUUGUAGUGUCCUUGUUCAAAUUGAAGACUUAUCACGAAGUUGUGGACGAAAUCUACUACCAGGUCAAACAUUUAGAACCGUGGGAAAGAGGCUCACGUAAAACGUCUGGUCAGACUGGAAUGUGUGGCGGGGUACGAGGGGUUGGUGCCGGAGGAAUCGUUUCUACCGCGUUCUGCCUUCUGUAUAAAUUGUACACGUUGCGGCUGACGCGCAAACAGGUGAAUGGAUUACUCACUCACGGUGAUUCGCCAUAUAUUAGAGCUUUAGGCUUUAUGUACCUAAGAUAUACACAACCUCCAGCAGAUUUGUACGAUUGGUAUGAAUCUUACCUUUUGGACGAUGAAGAAAUUGAUGUAAAAGCUGGAGGUGGACAGACUAUGACAAUCGGACAAAUGAUUCGACAAUGGCUUGUCAAACUAGACUGGUUCUCAACGCUUUUUCCGCGUAUUCCCGUUCCUAUUCAAAAGCAAAUUCAGUCUAAGUUGGAACAGUUCGCUAAGGAAAACAAUGUUACAUUUUCCGAGCCAGCGGCCGAUCGCUACAGUAAAGCCGGCGCUCGGACAUACGAACGACCCGGUACGGCAACCACGCGAGAUGAUUAUCGUGGUGGAGAGUCGAGUCGUGCAUCUAAAUUCGCUGGACACUGCGAUCGUGAUCGGGAGCCGGCCAGAUCUUCGCGAAGUGACUGGGAUGACGACCGGUGGCGCGAGAGAGAAAGGGAUAGAGAUCGUGAUAGAGAUACGGUACGAGACAGGCGAGAUCGCGAUCGGGACUACGACCGUGGUAGGGAUAAACAUCGCGAAAGGCGAUCCCGUUCAAGGGACCGAGAUAGACGAGAUCGGGACAGAGAUUACGAUCGAGAGCGAAAGUAUCGCUAGAGUAGCAUUUUUUGCGAGGAGAAACAUUAGGCAAAAUCAUUUAAAACACAUUAAGACACCAUAUAAUUCCGGACACAGUCUGAGUACGCGAAAAGUAAUCAAUACUAUUUAAUGGUCACUGAGAAAUGUGAACCUUUCACCAUUUUUUUGGCACUAGAUUAAAACGUUGAACUAGACUAAACGUUAUUCUCGAAAUUCUGAAAUAUUUUUAAUCUUUCUCUCGGUUAACUUUGCAUUGCAACAUCUGAGAUAAUGGUGAAGUUUUUUAUUCAAGACAAGCUGAAAUACUGAGUACCUUUACAGGCGAAUAGCAGCAACUUCAUUACGGGCUACAGAUAUAUCUUUGCUUACAAUUUUCUUACCUUUUUACCUUUUCUUACACAAUAUUUUACCUCACAUUCAACACACAUAAUAAUAUCAAUAGUUUGAUGGGCCGUAAUGAUAGAUCAUGCCACGAAGAAGCGUCUCGUCAGGAACGGGUGGGAGAAUUACAGACUGCUAUAUUUGCUGUUAGUAGGUUUUAUGAUGUUCUGUGCUGUAUUGGCAGAUUACAACCAAACGGGUAGACAAAAUCAAAAGUUUUCUCUCCGAUUAGAUACGCGCACGGCUAAGUAUACAUCUUACGGUCCGUCAAUUUUACUUUCCAAUAACUCCAAUCAGGUCAAUAUCAAUCACUUUCCACAUAACACAAUGAAUUCUUCAUAGCAUACCCAAUAAACGGAAAAUAACUGCGUAUUCGAUUAAUACGCAUCUUACAGUGAAGGAAGCAUAACGCGAAGAGAUUCUACCUCAAACGAUAGAGUUAGUCAGAAGCUAUACAUUUUCCACAAUGGUGUGUCCAUUAUUUGUUUUGUUCCACCGCCGCCCUUGUUAAUCACCUAUUUAACUUCUAUUGCCACCACCCAUACUCACACAGAAACACUUAAAUCUAUAAACCAUCCAAACAAGUGAUGAGGAAUUUGUUUUCGUUUGGCGUCGAACAAAGAAUCCACUAGAUCAUAAGGUAUUUUAGAAGUAGAAGCUCACGUACAUUACACACCUAGGGAACGGAAACAGGACAGCUUCUCGCAGGCUCAGGUUUUAAACCCUCACACAGUUACACAAACAUACCGACACUAAACACAUAUGCAACUUGAGACUGGCCUUGUUGAAGUGGAAGUUUUAUUCCCUGAUUUUGGAGGCAGAUAGACAGCACGUAAGUACUUUAUGGAUCGACAACCGUUAACUAAUGUUAAGACAGUUUUAAUUUGUCUACCAUACGUUGCUCAAUAUGUGUCCAGGUAUUGUCAACUGACAUUUCACAUAGGCGCAACGUGUAGUUGCAGAAUGUAUGUAGUUCAGUAAUUGAUUGAAAAUACAUUAAAACUUGUGUAAAGUGCGAGACCGCAAAAGGCGAUUACCGAAAAAGCAACACCUGAAAGAAAAAUAAAAUAAAAUUGUGAAUAAAGAGCUGUACUAGCAAUGUUUCGAAAGCUAA